AUGCCGGUGACCAGACCCAAAAAGAAGGCCACCAAGCCUCCCCGAAGGCCAAAUAUUCGAUGGGACACACACAAACGCCAGGUUCUAUGCUGUUUGUAUCGCUUCUUUCGCCGUGAGCCCAAAGUAUGGGAAGAAGUGUUUUCCCACAUAUUCAUGUCCCACUUGAUCGAGCGUGGUAUCGCUGGGUUUGUUCCAUUCCAGACACUCAAUAUCCAAUGGACUCACAUGAGAGACCAUGGAGAUACUGACUGGCACCACGUCCACAUUGCCACUGAGUUCAACAAAGGUGGAGAAUGGAAGGAUAUCAUCGCGAGGAUCAAAUCCGCAGCCAGAUCUCUAAGGCUUCAAAUUCGAGAGAAAGAUGAAGACUCUGUGGAUACAUCUCGCUGGAAACCCCCGGGACUUCUAGCCCUGCGCACCGAACAAGCGCCCCCGCUUGCGGCGCCCAUGAGUUCACCCGCUAUCAUCGUCCCAGCUCCGUUCACCAACCAGGUCAAGGCGUUUACAUUUCAUGAGACCGAGGAACAGGAACAAGGCUCUCGGUUGACCCAAGUCGAAAAUGACAAUGAGCCUAUCGAAAUUUCCAGUGACGAUGAAUCCGAAGAAGAUAGCCAGUCCGCGAGCGAUCAUCCGGUAGUUAAUAGCCAUGAGAAGGUUUGCAUUUGGUGUGAGCAAGGGGGACCCUUGAUCAACGAGCCAGGUGAAGGCCUCGGAUUUUCACAAGCCCAUUCCCGUGAUCAACAAAUACGCAACAGCAAUCAGUCAGCUCACAGUGAUUACUAUUCGGAUCACCAAGAUCAGUACCGGGAGUACGAGAACCAGAUUGAAAUAUCCGAUGAUGGCCAGAGUCAGGAGUGGGAUUACAGGCAUCACUUUAUCCAACACCAGAUCAGGGAGCAAGAGUCCGCGAUUUUGGAUUCAGAAAUCGAGAACAGUGUUACGAGUACGCAAAACGCAUUGCAAAGCGAAUGGAUAUUUGAGGAUGACGUUCCUGACACUCCAACUCCAUGUCAGCGGAAAGAUCCCCGAGUACAUGAACGAGAACAAAACAUCCAUGGGGAUCAUAUUGACCUCGCUGAAGAUCGUCAGAUUCAACUCUUUUUUCCUGAUGGAUCAUGGAAGAAUGGCCAUGUGGACAUGUAA
Molecule: messenger RNA, 1143 nt
Organism: Penicillium brevicompactum
Lineage: Eukaryota; Fungi; Ascomycota; Eurotiomycetes; Eurotiales; Aspergillaceae
Exons: 2
Coding region: 1-1143 (380 amino acids)
Source: RefSeq, a predicted model, not a curated record